GGGCGGCAUUUUUGGUGGAUGGUAUGAAGCCAGCCAUGGAAACUGCAGCGGAGGAAAAUGCAGAACAAAGCCAAGAGAAAAAAGUGAUCACCAGACCAGAAAUGGAAAUUGGCAGGUACCACUGGAUGUACAGGAGUUCAAGGCCACACCGGUACCAUCAUGUGCCAGCAUUGAGAGGCAAUAUUAGUCCUUUGGGGAUUCAAGGUUGCUUUGAAUGUUGCAUUAAGUGCCUAGGAGGAGUGCCAUAUGCUUCGCUCGUGGCAACCAUUCUCUGCUUCUCGGGGGUAGCGUUGUUUUGUGGCUGUGGCCACGUGGCGCUCACGGGAACCGUGUCUAUCCUCGAGCAGCACUUCUCCACGACUGCCAGUGACCAUGCUUUGCUGAGUGAAGUAAUACAGCUAAUGCAGUAUGUAAUUUAUGGCAUUGCAUCAUUUUUCUUCUUAUAUGGGAUAAUCCUUUUGGCGGAAGGUUUUUAUACAACAAGUGCUGUGAAGGAGCUGCAUGGAGAGUUCAAAACAACAGCCUGUGGCCGCUGCAUCAGUGGAAUGUUUGUUUUCCUCACCUAUGUCCUUGGAGUGGCCUGGCUCGGGGUCUUCGGCUUCUCUGCUGUGCCUGUCUUUAUGUUCUAUAACAUAUGGUCAACUUGUGAAGUCAUCAAAUCUUUUCAGACAAAUGUGACAGUUCCAGGGGACCAGAUCUGCGUGGACAUCAGGCAAUACGGUAUUAUCCCUUGGAAUGCUGUACCUGGCAAAGCCUGUGGCCCAAUUUUAGAGAACAUCUGCAACACAAAUGAGUUCUACAUGUCUUACCACCUGUUCAUUGUGGCUUGUGCUGGAGCUGGUGCCACUGUCAUAGCAUUGCCAGGCAGAUUGACUGGUCCAACCCUGCAGUGCCCGUUCCAGCUGAUCUACAUGAUGGCUACUACAUAUAACUAUGCUGUUUUGAAGUUUAAGAGUCGGGAAGAUUGCUGCACUAAAUUCUAAAUUGUAUAAGCCCAGUAAAAAGCUGCAUUGCGUAGCUUGAAAUACCACUGACACCCUAGACUAAAAGUCUAGCUUUCUGAAUUUUGUUACAGUAAUUGUAAAUAGCUUCAGUAAGCAUCGUUUAGCUUAUCAAAUUAAUGAAAUGACUUCUUGUAUAUGAACUAUGAUGUGGAUGAGAUCUGGCUAUUUUUUCAUGUUGAGAGGAUUCAGUUACUGUAGGGGUGUUUAUAAAGCAUCCUUCUGAAAAGGGGAUGUUUUCAUUUCAGGUCUCCACUUGAUUUCUAACAGUCAUCUCAAAUACUGCAACAGUUCAGGGUCAGAUGCAUUAAUUUAUUCUUCACCAUGAACACCAAAUACAAAUCCCCCCAAGCAUACAAAUUACAUAUGGUGUGAAAGAAAAGGAAUAAUAAAGUAGUGCCAUUCUACGUUGGCAAAGAUCAGAAGCCCAGGUAUUAUGAAUAAAUUUCCUUGUGUUUCCAAGUGAUUCCAUGGAUGAUGAAAUCACUUUCUCUUACUCUUAAGUAAGUGCCAAAUGAUGCUCUUUCUCUGAGAAAAUACAUCCUUGUCUUAGCUCUGCGUAAAACAAUCACAUUCUUUCUUUUGGACCCUGAACUAGCAAGAAACAGCACAUAAACAGCUUCUGCUCUUGUAUGGCUGCACUUUAGUAACUGAUUUCUCAGUAGCCAGAUCUCAAAAAUGUAAGUAUGACUGCACAGGAAGCAAAACCAUGCAGAGAUCACAGGGACCUUUCUACAGUGUUGGGGGUAAAAAGAAGGAGAAACAAAUCAAUGUUUUCAGAUGUAGAUGUUUUUGCAUGACGUAUGGGCAAAAGAAGUUGGCAAGAGACGAAUGCACAAACUAGAAAAACAAACACGUAAUAAUUUAAAAAAAGAGAACCGUUUGCUAUAUACAGUAUAAAACUCUUCACCUGAGGUUGGACAAUGGAAGCUUAAAAUGUAGCUAUAAAAAUACAGGAUUAAGACUUCUUAACCCAGAGAUUGCAUGCUUUUGCUUAGUUUUGGACUCAUGUUUUGAUGUUUAAUUUUUCAAUGUGUUAAUGUAGCCUUGUUCGCGUAAAUAAAACGGUUCACAGUUUCAGGGUUUUUUCCAGGGGGAGGGUGGAAUUCUCAUCUGCUUGUUGGGGGAAAAGACCUGCCAGGCUCUGGGCUGGGAUAUGCAUAAACACCACGACCUUAGAGAGCAGUUCUUCUGAGCACCUCGUAGUUUACAGAUUCCGUAUAUUGCCACGUACAAAACUGUUUUCCUGCUUCCCCCAUUCUGCAUUUUAAUUGACCCGUACAACUCUGUAGCUCAUUUCAAUAUUGUUGUACUAACUUUCUCUAAAUUGUGAAUAACCAGCUGAACUAUUAGCAUGCCAAAUUCUAGAGAUCUUUGAAAAAUAGCCUCUGUGCUUGUUUUAAUAACAGAAUGCUUAUUAACGUAGAAUAACUAUUUUUUUUUUGGUCGUUAUUUUAAAGAGCGUCUAUUAAUCUGACUAGCAGCUUGCUUUGCCUCUUGACAUGCUCACUCGCCAUCAUGCUCACCCUUCUCUUCCAGAUCCACUUCCUCAUGAUACUGUCUUCUAACUGGGCCUACUUAAAGGAUGCAAGCAAAAUGCAGGCCUACCAAGAUAUCAAAGCAAAAGAAGAGCAGGAGCUUCAGGAUAUCCAGUCUCGGUCAAAAGAGCAACUCAAUUCUUACACAUAAAUGUUUGCCACAGUAAUUCAGCAGAAGAGUUCUGUAGCUCUGACAAAUCAGCAAAUAGCUGCUCUGCAGUACAGAUGUGUGUCUAGCAAACAAAAUUAUAGAGAAGUGUAAAAGCUUCACAUUCCAGCUCCUGGAAAACUUUUUUAGGGAAAUCUUCCCAUGGGUAAUCUUCCGUCCUUUCUAACAGAGAAUGGAGGGUUUAUUCCUGGCAUUUUAAUAGGCAACACUUUACAAAAAGUGACCAAAUUAUUCUUCUUUGAGACUUGGUAUUUAAUAUUUGACUUAUUCUAGAGCAUGACGCCCUGCACAAAACGGUGGCAGGUGCCCCAGCCGAGCAGGCAGUAGAUCUGUGCAGAUCUCAGGCACAUGCACGGUGCGUGAUUGAGCACCUCCCAAAGGAACCCGUGCCCAGCUGGGGUUUCUGAGAGGAGCUCGUGUCUGUGUGAUGGCACAGCUGCAGCACCUCCCAGGCUGCAGGUGGGCUGUUUGGGAACACCCACACCUGGGCCAUGGGAGCAGCUCCACCCCUGUGCCACACGCUGCCACGAUGAAGCUGUCACGUCCCUGUGCUCACCUGAGGGUCCAGUAGAUCUCCCAAAUUCUAAUAUUUUUAUUAACUAUUUACUGGAAUGUAGAUCCCUGGAUCUGGAUAAUGAUCCCCUUCUUUGAAAAUAAAUGUCAGCUUUGCCUUAAUAUUUAUUUUCUAUAAAUGUCUUAGCAUUUAUAUGGUGGCAGGAGACCAUUAUCCUACAUUUUAAGCACGUGAAAGUGUUACCUUAUUAAAAUGAUACUGAUCUGACUAUUCCAAAUGAGCGGAUGAGAAAGUUUGCAGAGUUUUACACAAUAAUAAAAUUUGCAGCCAUAAAAAUAAUACAGGAUGUCCACCUUUCUCUAUCUUGGUGCUUAGCAAAUUUAUAGUCAGUGCUUAUGUGUUUUCCUUUUUACAAAUUAAUUAGCACACUAAGAAAACGUGGUGUUCAGAGAAAAAAAACAACAAACAAACUGGUGCCAUUUUAAAGUCAUUUCCCAUAGAAGUCUGCCUUCUAAUUAAUGUUUUUUUUCAGAAGCAUUCAGUGAUAUCUUGAGUAUUAGUGAUGGUAUAUUUGGUGUUUGUUCUAUAUGAUAUAUAUAUAUAUAUAUAAAUGUUGGGGGGGAAAAGUAAAAAUACAUCAUUCAUUUGAAAAAAUUAAAUAUUCAAGUCAUACCCCUGCUAAGCUGACGUGUGGUUUGGUAGUUUUGACUGUUUGCUGAAUAUUCAUCAAAGGAAGCACAAAUUCCUUCAAAUCAGUAUUAAGAGAAAAGGCAUUUUUGGGGGGGACAUUAACUUCAAAUAUAAUUUCUUUUGUUAAGUAUUGAAGUCUAAUUUGACAGUUUCAAAAAAGGGGCAAAGUUGAUUGAUGUAGAGCAAAUCCGACAAAAUAGCCUAGUGUAUGUUCUUACCUGUUGCAUGAAGGAGACAUUUCUACAGCAAUGCAGGUGAUGUUCUAGCCCAGUGUUUGCAUAAGGGUAAUAAUGGAGGCAGUGUCUUAAAGCCUAAUUCUUUUCUAAUUCAGUGUAGCUAUUACUGGGAGUUUUUGAAGUUUUGUUUAAGUAGUCUAAUAUUUUUAUGUAAAGAGCAUUAAAUUUUGCUAUGUAUAAAUUUUUGUAACCUAACAGUGAAUCAAUAUUUUCUAUCAGUGCCAAGGGCUUCCUGUAGUUACAUCCAAGUGUUAAAAUAAAUAUUUGUAGAUAAUAGACAACACUUGUGUAUGCUUAUUUGAACCCAGACCUACAGCUACUCCAUGGCAGUGCAUCUCUAGGCUUUAUGUCUCUAUCUGAGGUGAAACAUGUUCUGUUCCAGAGCUCCCUGCCCUGCUGCAUGGGGCAGGGCUGCCCUGCAGGUGCAGCUGCAGCAGCAGCUGUGUGCAGCAUGCAGUAGUGGUAGUUGUUCCAGGCCAGCAUAAUGCAACAAGCACUACCCCUUCCCAACAUCCAACAGGAGCAGUCACUCAGAAAUUCUGUAAAGGCCAGAGUGGCUGCAACAGCAAAUUAAGCAGCACGCAGAAUUAGAGUAACUGCCACAUCACAUUUUAGAUUCAUUCCAAAAAGCAAAGUUUGUAUCUGUCAUGGUUUUGGUACAUUGUGUUUAAACAUCCAGUGAAUUCAAGACAGAACUUUGUUUUUUGCCCCUAAAGUCUGUCAAACUUGGCUUCAUGUUCUUGUAGUUAGGUCAAGACGAGCAGCCUCAAAUGCAGUGCAAGUUGUAAUAUAUGCUGCCACCCAAAAUUACUUCAUUGAUAAAAACCUACUGUAUUUUAUACUGUAAAUAAAGUUUAAUGAUCUUGCCUAUAAUCUACCUACAAAAUACAAAGCUUAAAUAAAGAUGAGUUAAAUAGCA
Molecule: messenger RNA, 5067 nt
Organism: Cyanistes caeruleus (blue tit)
Lineage: Eukaryota; Metazoa; Chordata; Aves; Passeriformes; Paridae
Source: RefSeq, a predicted model, not a curated record